GGGAGAGCACUUCCGUUCCCCAAUACUAAAGGUUCGGGCUCGGGUCUGAGGGAGGCUCUUGUGGUUCCGUAUCCUGGUCUGCCACCCGCUGCCGGGAGCUGUGAGGAGAGCGGGGCGAGCUCGGGCUCCACGCCAUGAUGUACAUACAUCGUAUACUUUAGGAUGCAGUGACUUACGAGGAUGUGCAUGUGAACUUCUCUCAAGAAGAGUGGGCUUUGCUGGAUCCUUCUCAGAAGAGUCUCUACAAGGAUGUGAUGCUGGAAACCUACUGGAACCUUACUUGUAUAGGCUACAAAUGGGAAGACCACAAUGCUGAGGAUCAACAUCAAAGUUCUGGAAGACAUGGAAGGUGCAUCAACUGUCCCUCUGCAUAUGGAAAGAAGCAGUGUACCAAUCUCUUUCCUAGAACAAUUAGACGAAGAUACGUAGUCACCCCCUUUGUGAGUAGAGGAGGUGAAUGUGAUACAAGUUUACAAGUACUUGGUUUUCCAGCUUCAGUGGGAAUACAUCAAAAUACUGACCUUGGAGAAAAGCCCUCUGCGGAAAAGGAACGUGGAAAACCUCCUAUCUGUCCUGGUUCACUUUGCACAUGUAGUGUGCCUCACACUAUAGGAAAAUGUUAUGAAUGCAGUCAGUGUGCUAAAGCUCUGAGUUCUUCCUGUUCUCUUCAGAGACGUGACCAAACUCAUAUGGGAAAAGUAAAUGAUAAAUGUGAGCCAAGUAGUAAAAGCUUAACCCAUCCCAGGUAUCUUCAAAUACAGAGGACGGCCUAUAAUGAAGAGGACCUCUAUGUGUGGAAUCAAUGUGGUAAAUCCUCUUUACAGCCACACCGAAGAACUCAUUUGGAAAUGAAAUACUCUGAAUAUAAUCAUGAAGAUAAACUUAUUUCACAUCAGAAUUGUAAUCAAGUAGGUAGAAUUAAUACUACAGACACAAAGCAUGACUAUCAUCAAUGGGGUAAAGUCUUUGCAUAUCCCAGUUAUCUUCAAAUAUAUGAAAGAAUUCAUACUGAAGAGAAACCCUAUGAAUGUAGUCAAUGUGGUAGAGCCUUUACAUGUCACAGUACUCUUCAAAUCCAUGAAAGAAUUCAUACUGGAGAGAAACCCUAUAAGUGUAAUCAGUGCGGUAAAACCUUUGCAUGUAAGAGAUAUCUUCAAAUCCAUGAAAAAAUUCAUACUGGAGAGAAACCCUAUAAAUGUAAUGAAUGUGGUAAAGCCUUUGCAUGCAAUAGUUAUCUUCAAAUCCAUGAAAGAAUUCAUACUGGUGAGAAACCCUAUAAAUGUAGUCAGUGUGGUAAAGCCUUUGCAUGCAAUAGUUAUCUUCAAAUGCAUGAAAGAAUUCAUACUGGUGAGAAACCCUAUAAAUGCAAUCAGUGUGGGAAAGCCUUUGCAUGUAACAGUAAUCUUCAAAAACAUGAAAGAACACAUACUGGAGAGAAACCCUAUAAAUGUAAUGAAUGUGGUAAAGCCUUUACAUGUCACAGUACUCUUCAAAUCCAUGAAAGAAUUCAUACUGGAGAGAAACCCUAUAAAUGUAAUCAAUGUGGUAAAGCCUUUGCACGUAAAAGAUAUCUUCAAAUCCAUGAAAGAAUUCAUACUGGAGAGAAACCCUAUGAAUGUAAUCAAUGUGGUAAAGCCUUUGCAUAUAGCAGUAGUCUUAACAAGCAUGAAAGAACUCAUACUGCAGAGAAACCCUUUGAAUGUAAUCAGUGUGGUAUAGCCUUUGCAUGUCUCAGUAGUCUUCAAAAGCAUGAAGGAAUUCAUACUGAAAAAAUGCCCCAGCAAUCUAAGAAAUGAAGUGUAGCCUUGUAUACUACAUUCAUUUUCCCUUCUGAGUUUUCUCAGUGGUGUUUGAUGAAGAUUAGCAGAACCAUUCGUCAUUAAAAUAUUGUCUCCUUUUCAAAUUUUAGACAUAUUGUCACUCCAAUAUAGGAAUACCAGACAAUUUGGAUAAUAAAAUCUAUUUGUGAA
Mus caroli (Ryukyu mouse) is the source of this 1970-nucleotide messenger RNA. RefSeq lists its product as uncharacterized. The record is from RefSeq and is a predicted model, not a curated record. Gene Ontology annotation, biological process: regulation of DNA-templated transcription. NCBI's taxonomy places the organism in Eukaryota, Metazoa, Chordata, Mammalia, Rodentia, Muridae.